CAAAUGGACAGAUAUAAGCGAUUAAAUAACUUCCAGCAGUAAAAUUAUUGUUCGUUUCACCUGAGCGCAUUUACCUGUAAAAUAGCCUUAAUUGGAUCCCCUGUGGCGAUCCUCUGUAUUCAUCGCCACGUUUUUAAGCACGGACCAAUAAGAAUGUGUGUCUUAUUUUGACGGUAAAAGGCUGGGAUAUCUUUCACAUGGUGUAAAGUGUACACAACAUUUCCUUUAUUACUUUUAACGGACGAACAUUAUUUUUACAUUGUUUACAUGUAUUUUCAUGGAGAAAAGUGACUGACAAAAGUGAAAUAAACAUGAAAAUUAGUGAAAUUAACAAUAUGACCAACUCUUCUUAUUUGGUUGUUUUAUUUUGUGCGUCUGCUGGAAAAAAUGGUGAAGAACUCGGUGUUGACGAAGAGCAAAUAGUAUUAUUUACAUAUUUAUUAUAUGAUUUACCUAAUAACAAGGUCGUAGCAGUACAACAACAUUACUGCCGACCGACGCCAAAUGAGCUGUCGGAAACCGUCAUCACAGAGGACUGUAAACAAGAAACGGGUCUGGAUGAAGAUAUCAUUAAAAAUGCUCAAUCACUCGACCAUGUUUUAGAUGAGUUCGACAGAUUCCUUGUCUCAAAAGGUGUUCACCCCGACCAUGGCGGAAAAUCGUUUUGUCUCGCUACCGACGGACCAAAUCAUAUACGACAAGCGUUACACCCUGAAUGUGGAAAUAAAAACAUUACCUUACCACAAUACUUGUUCUCAUAUUAUGACGUCAGAAAAGAAUUUGUGAAAAUGUACAAAGCUGAAAACAUUACGAACAUCAAAAGUAUGUUAGAUUAUUUAGGUUUACAGGAAGACCAAUCAUCGGAAUAUGGCAUCAAACAAUGUCAAGAAAUGGCAUCUCUUAUACAAAGACUCAUCGUGGACGGUCACAUAUUCACAGAACCGGAUGUUGUUAACGAACGACUGGAACCCGGUAUAUGUAGUAAAACAGAUAUUGUUGAUGAUGAGGUCGUAGUACGAGCACGUGGGUUACCAUGGCAAUCAUCGGACCAAGAUAUCGCGAGAUUCUUUAAAGGAUUAAAUAUUGCAAAGGGUGGUGUAGCUCUUUGUCUAAGUCCGCAGGGAAGACGAAAUGGUGAAGCUCUAGUCAGAUUUCAGGAUCAAGAAAUGAGAGAUCUUGCCAUAAGGAGACACAAACAUCAUAUAGGUCAACGAUACAUUGAAGUCUACAAAGCAACUGGAAAGGACUUCCUAAACGUUGCUGGAGGUAGUAACUCAGAGGCCCAAGCAUUCUUGUCACGUGGCGGUGAAGUCAUAAUACGCAUGCGCGGCCUGCCGUUCACAGCUACAACACAACAAGUGCUCGAGUUCUUUGCAAGGGAACCAAACGUUUGUGACGUUUUAGAUGGCGAAGAUGGUAUAUUGUUUGUGCACUAUCCUGACGGACGGUCCACCGGAGAUGCCUUCGUCCUAAUGCCGACCGAGGAGGAGGCUGAUAAAGCACUGAAAAAGCACAGGGACAUUAUGGGCACUCGUUAUAUAGAACUGUUUAAAUCUACCACGGCCGAGGUUCAGCAGGUUUUAAACAGAAGCAUGGACCCAAGAAACCCAGAACCCCAGGAGAGCCAGGUUGCUCUUCCGCCACUUAUUGCACAGUUGCCACCCCAGACUGCACUGCCAUACAUUCCACAGUCUCUAAUUACAAGUGGGACAAAGAAAGAUUGUAUUCGUCUGCGCAAUCUUCCAGGCGGGUCACAAGUCACAGACAUUUUAUCUUUUCUUGGAGAAUUCUCACAGUUCAUUGUGUACCAAGGUGUCCACAUGGUAUACAGUGCACAGGGAGAACCUUCGGGAGAAGCAUUCAUUCAGAUGAGCUCCGAGGAGGCAGCUCAGCUUACCGGAAUUAACCGACACAGACGACAAAUUAUUUACGCGGGAAAGAAGCGCGUCAUUGAGGUCAUUCAGUGCUCCGGGGAGGACAUGAACCUCGUUCUGACACACGGAAUUACGUCACCAACGCUGUCUCCAGUCACUCCAAUUGCUCAUCAGGCCGCUGUACCAACUAUCACCCAUUCGCCAAUUAUUCAACGACAGAUUAUUUCACCUGGUACUACAGCAUUAUUGCCAUCACUGCCAGGCGUAUCGACGAACCACCUUGCCAAUUCAUUCAGCUCAGCCUUGCCUUUCACCCACAUACCACAGCCAAUGUAUGCCUCGCCAUUCCAGCAGGGGAUCACACCUAUAGCGGCUGCUGCACCCAGACCAGCCAUGUUUCCACAGAUUAUCUACUGGUACCCUACACCUCCUGUUUCACCACAGACUUACUUCACUACUAACACGGGACCAUCCAUGGUCGUAAUGCGGGGCCUCCCUUUUAAUGUGUCCCUACAAGAUAUCCUAAAUUUCUUUCAAGGAUUUCCGGAGGUGAGUCCAGAAUGCAUUCAAGUGCAGUAUACGCCGGAAGGAUUGCCAAGCGGUGACGUAGUAAUAUCGUUCGCCACGCGCGUCGAGGCGGAACGCGCAGUCGCAGAGAAAAAUCACCAAAUUGUCGGAAACAGAAUGGUUGAGCUAUUUGUAGCAUCGUGAAUAUUUUACCAACCUAAUUGCUAAAAUCAUGUCAUUUUAUGAGUCUUUCAAAUUAUGGUUCGAUUUUAUAUUUUUAGUAUAGGAAAGCGAAUAGAGAUUGGAAUAAUUGAAUUAGGCCUACGUUAUUUUAUUCCGUCAUUAAAAUGUGGAAAUGUUUAAUAUUGCUUUUAAUAAUGUGCAAAUUUAAAUUUCAAAACUGUUUUGCAAUGUGUACGUUAUUUCAUCUUGCCAGUUCUUUAAUAUGAUCAUCUAUUUCUUAAGCCCCAGAAACGUACACCAUUGACUGCAAAAUUGGAAUAUCUAUGAUUUUAGUUUUUUUAUCGUCUGCUAUGGCAUUGAAAAAUGAAAUUUGUCUCAAAUUUAAGCCUAUCUGAUUAGUACAGGAUCUGACUUUUUAUGAAAAAUGUUUAACUAUGUGUUGUAUUAUUUUUUUUUCUUUAUUCAUUAUUUUUUAUUCAUUUUCCACAUUUCAAAUUGAAUUCUUGUACAAAAUUGUGUAAAUUUUAUAUGUCAAAUUUUACAUCAUAGAUCUUUUUUUUCUGCCUCUCCUCUCAUUAUUAAUAUUAUUGUGUUUAUUAUAGUUAUAAUUAUUAUUGCCUUAAUGUAAAAUGCAUGAGUAUGAAAUAUUUGUUAGUAUAAUUUUGUUGUUGAUCUUAUAUGUAAAGUUUAUUUCAUUUAUGAACUUGUAAAUAUUUUUGUUUUGAAAAGAUGAAUUUAUUAUACAAUCAUAGCAUAUGUUUAGAUUUUAAAAAUUUUAGCUGGAUAAAAUCAAAUGAGAAUUAUUAUUCUAGUCACGAAAAUAAUAUCAUUUUUAUUAGAAUCAAAAUACACAAAGUAUUUGUUUUUUAUCUUAAAUCAGCAAAAAGGUUUUGAAUUUUCCCUUAAAACUUCAGCUAGGAAACUAUUAAAAUUAUCCUUAAACGAGAGGUUUAGGUUUUAGGUAAAUAUCCGAGGGUAUCCUAAUAAAAUUUUGAAAAAUAUGGCGCGUGCCGGAAGUGGCGCGUGCCUGAAUUAUGUACACGUAUCUACAUACGUUUUAAUAUAUGAAUUAAAUCUAGUGCCUUCACUGUGUUCAAAGUGCUAACGGGAUUUUGUUUUGGAAUUCUUUAUUUACUUUUUAUCUUCUAUGCAACGUAUGUAUUUAUUUCAAAUACAUAAUAACUUGUGCAUCCUUCUACGCAUAGGAAACGUUUUAUGUUCAAUUUGUAUAUAAUUGAUGUAUAUAAAUAUAUUAAAAAGUAUAUAUAUAUAGAAACAUAUUUUAGAGAAAAAAGAUGUCUCUAGACUCAUAAGUGCAAAGCACAUGCUGUUGUUUUAACAACAAAAUCUACUGUCUUCCAGUUGAAUACGGACUAUUCAACAUUGGGUGUUUUUUUGUAUAUAUAAAUAUGUAGCUCUAGCAAUGUAUAUAUUUUAAUAGUUAUUAGUAUACUUGAUGUUAAAUAGUGUAUUUUUGAUAGUGACCAAUAUUUGACUAUGUCUUCCGGUUAAAAAAAAGCAUUCCAGAUUCUUAAUGGUUUAUUCAGGUUGUGUUGUGGUUUAUUCACAUUGUGACGUCGUUUAUUAACGUUUUGACGUCAUUUUAUUCACGUUGUGACGUUUACAUUCGAUUUAUGUCAAUUUUAUUUUUUUGCCAAAUUGACGUGUCUUCCAUUUUUAAAAUUAUAACCCGUAAGUGCCUUAAAAUCUAUAUGUAUAUACAUAUAAUUACUGAAUUGAUGAAUCUGUAAAAAAUCAAGUUUGAUGUUGUAACAUUCUGAGACUUUUUGAACUGUAUUUGACACAUGUUUUUGUUGAAAAAAUAAUGAAAUUUCUAAACUUUGUGAAGUAGCUGGAUCCUAAGAUUGUUUCAAAAUUUACAACAUUGUAUUUAUCACACAUUCCAUAAUAUUAUGUUUCUGUUCAAAGAAUUUCUUUCGAGGCUGAUCCGGCUACUGUAUAUUGUUUAAAUUGUUGUCAAAAUAUAAUUUGGGUAUAUGUUGAACUUAACUUGUAUACAUGUGUGUGUUUUAUAAAAAAAUGCAGGGUACUAACACUUUUCUGUGGCUAAAUUCAUUAUAUAUAUAUAUACUUCGCAAACUUCUAUUCAAAAUGCUAAUACUUUAACUGAACUGUAGAUGCAUGAACUUAGAUUAAAUGACUUGAAUUAUUGCUUAAACAUUCAGGACAAACAAAGUUGCCAACUUCAAUUCCUGGCUUGUCAUUUUUUAUAUAUAUAUAAAUUUCGUUUACAAUUUACUCUUAAAUGAAGGACCCAUUUACAGUAACAAGUCCUGGGAAAUAACUCUCAAUACAAAAUUUAAAAAAAAAACGUCCAAAAUUCUUAAUUUUCAUAAAUUUGAGUUUAAAGAUAAAGGGCGAUAAAAUGACGCUCGGGUAUAGAUAUAUUAAGACAAUAUGGCAGUUUUUGGAUUUAAUUGAUAUUUUAAAAUCUGCCGGAAAUUGAAGUUGGUACAAAUACUUGCAAUAACAUGACAGCAGGAAGAAUACUAGUGCAAUAUGGUUAAGGGUACAUAAAAAUACUAGAAUUUUCUUUGAACACUAUUGUAAGUCUCUCAUAAAAUUCUAAAAUAUAUUUAUACUAUUGCGUUGUGAGUAUUUAAACAUCAGUUGCAGAUCGUUAUUGAAAUUGGAAGAAAAAAAGUAGAAAUGAAAAAUUAGCACAUACUUUUAUUUGAAAGACAACAAAAUGUUAAAACCUUGUGUUGUUUUUGUUAUUAGUGAAAUUUCUUUUGCAAUUAAAAUGAGUUGGCAACAAUCAAUUGCAAAUUCAAACAAAGAUUUGAAAAAUAAAAAAAAGAAUAUUAGAAAGUAUUAUUGUUUUUAUUUAAAAAAAGGGAAACAACCAGUCUACAAUGUAAUUUGAACUAAUAUAAAUAUUGAUAUUUUUAGUUAAUGGUUGUUUUAUAAACUGUGGUUGUGAUGUUUUAGCCAAUCUGCAGCUGAUGUCAAUAAUUUCAGAGAGCUUUUUUUCCAAUUAUGUUAUCAUCUAUCUGUGAUUUGUAACAUCUCAUUGGUUUUGGUGAAAUACUUCCAUGACAUCAUAUAUGUGACGUCAUACGCUUUGAAAGUGAUUAUCCCGAAAAAUGUUAAAAUAAUAGCUAAAUUUCUGGUUUCAUCAGAUAAAUAUGAAUUUGGUAUUAACUUUAAUAAAAUGGUACCAACUUGUAAAAUUGUUAAAGAAAAUUAAUCAGAAAUUGUAAGAAAAUAAGAAAAAAUUGUUUAUUUAUAAAUACGUUUUUGGAUAAUCACUCUCAAAUCACAUGCUAUGGUAAAUUGUUCACCCUUUCAUGUUUGAAACAACACUCUUGUCUAGUGAACACAUUUUCUUAAUGUAGCAAAUUUAUAUGGCUUUAUGAUAUUGAAUUUCAAAAGCAAUAAACUUUUCAGAAAGCAUACAUGGUGGCGGUUAUGGGCGUGGUUCGUUCUAUUUUUAGCAAUUUCUGCCGAGGAUUCCCUCCGUUGCGAUUAUCCUUCAGUCAAUGUGUGUUUGGUUGUAUUUUUUGACAAAUUGUGUUUCUAUUUGUUAAAAUAUUUGUCGUUGAAAAGCAUUGCACAUUGACGGGGGAUAAAUCAUGACAGGGGCGGUAACUCUGUGUACGAGAUUGUCUAUUGGUGAAGGUUGUUGCUUACAUUGUUUUACAACUGUAAAGUGUGUGUAUAUAAUUAAACUCUGGAGAUAGGGGCGAGAAGGUUGAGGGCACGUGACUUUGUUGGUACAUCUAUAGUAACCUGAUAAUGAAAGUUUUAAAAAAACAUCACAUAACAACCGGUGUCAGCACAAAAAUCUGCUCUGUGGUUUGUGUUACUUCUUUGGCAAAUGGUCGUGUUAAUAUUGCAAUAGCAUCAAUGGUCGUAUUUUUUAUGAAUUAUUUCUUCGGUAAAUGGACACAUCUUUAAACUUCUUAAAAAGUCUUAACAGGUGAAAGGAUUUAUUAAAUUGGAUUUUAGAGUAUGUUGUAUAAAUGUAAUAAAAAUUUAAAAAAAAACUAACCUGAAAGUGAAAAAGGGAGCCCCGUAUGUUUUUCACAGUACAAAUGUACUUUGUACUGUAUUCUUAUAUCAAAAUGCUGUGAUAACUUUUCUAUUUUUGUUAAAUAGACAUUGUCAAUUUAGACAAAAAUACAUUUUUAUUUAUUAUUUACUUUUAUGUUUAGAUUAUCAGUGAUGCCAUAAAAAUAAACAAGUAUUAAAUGUUGAAAUAAAUAUUUGCAGAAGAUAGUUUUAAACGAAGUGUUAAUUUGACCCCAGUGUAAGAUGUCAGUUAAUAUUUGAAUAGAAAAUUCAUGUUGAUGAAAGUCGCAUCCAUUAACCGUUCAUUUUCAUUGGAAGCUAUAAAUAGAACAAAAUCACGUGCUCUCAGCGCAACCUGCUGAUUAAAACUGCUCCAGAUAGUAAAUAAAUGUGUAACGUUUGAAAAAUCUUACGGAAAUCAACUAUUUCGCGAGAUUUUCGUUGCUUGUCCUUCAUAACAGUGACGUCAGCAAAAGGUGAUGGUGUUUUCGUUGAUUUUCGGAGUUUUUCGUCAAUUUCCGUCAAUUACUGAAACUAUUAAUACUAGCAGUUAAUGGACGUUGUACCCUUGGUGUUGCGUGCAUGUCACUUGCAUGAUUUGUAAGGUUGAGGGAUAAAUAGCAAAGACUUCUGUGUUCAACAAUCAACAACAUAAUUUUACUUUAAGGACUAUAGUGUUAUACAAAUAGUCAUUAGGUUGAAUUAAGAAUAUGUGAACCUUUUCCCCAGAAUUUUUUGUUUUCAUUUAGAUCUACUAAACAUAUACUGUGUAGCUGUCUUUUUACUUUGUUUCAAGCACAAAAUGAUUGGCCAAUUCAUUUGAUCCCAUCCCUGACGUCACAAGUGAUUUGUGUCUGUCUAAUCAGAAUCUAAAAAAAUGUGAACAUUUUGCAUAUGUGGGAUUGCAUCUUUGUUUUCUUUGCAAAAUUGUCAAUUGAAAUUUAAAAGUAUUUUACUUAAAUGCCAAGACUUUAGCACCAAAAGAAUAUCAAUAUUAGGUCAAAGGUUAUCCUUUCCAAAAUACAGGUGUUUGAUUGGCCAGAAACCAGUACAAUGUAUAUUGACCGAUGAAAAUCCCGGAAUCAAAAAAGUUAGAUAAACAGGGCAGGUCUGUCUUUCACAGCGGAUUUUACUACUAUAUUUUAGCAGCCUAAAUUACCUUAGUAUUUAUCGGGUGUGCGGUGCAGAGGGGGGGGGGGGGUAUUCUUUUUACAUUACAUUUAUCUAAUGACUAUUUGUAUAAUGCCGAACCUUCAAUUCUCCACAAAAUAAACCAUGACAAAAAUGUGUUCAAUCAAUAAGGUGCAAUAGCAAUAUAAAAGAAAAAUUACAACUUCAAAGGAGAGACCGAUAGUAAAUAAAGGUUCUUAGUAGAUACUAAUAAAAAUUGGGCUGAGGGAAUUCUUUUAAUAUGUUUAUGUAUUGUAAAUAGCAUUAUUUAUAAUUUACAAAAAAAACUAGUCAAGAUGAAAUUUGCCUUUUUAAAAAUAUUAUAUAUUAUGUAGAUAUUGUCAAAAAUUUUAUUUGAGGAAAUUUUAUCUCAAACUGUACACAUAUCUUUUAGCAGAUUUGACAUAUCAGAAAAAAAUCUGUUUUUUUUUCAUAUAUUAUAUACAUAUAUUUAUUUUCUUGAUUAUGAGAUUUUAUAUUUGUCAUAUCGCUAACAAUGUCGUUACGAACGUUACAAGUUAUUCAGUUCGACAAAACUUUCCUUAAAGAGCUCCUACAAGAAUAAAGCGUAGGGUUGAAUUAAAAUGAUUAAUUCCGUAGCAAUUCUUGAAGCUUGUAUUAAUAUUGAACUACGUUACCAAAUGUCGGGUUAAGAAUUUUAAGUGAUCGUAACGUAGUAAUGUAACGUAUCGUAACGUAGCAAAUGCUGGACAGCACAACUAUGUAUGUGAGUGUGUGUGAUGGACGCGUAUUUUUAUUUUCAUUUUUUUAUUCAACCAUGACAUAUAAUAUUUUUCUAUGACGUUACAGCUAGAUUUUUUACUGCUAGCAUUUAACAUGAACGUACCUUUUGCAAUAUUUGUAAAGAGUGUUUCAAGUAUGAUUUAGACAGAUUGAAAGACCCAAAACAUAUCUUAAUUUUUGUUAAGUCUGACGAAUGAACGAGAAAAAAAAUAUUUUCAAAAAAUA
This is a messenger RNA of Ruditapes philippinarum (Manila clam), 8738 nucleotides long. RefSeq names its product epithelial splicing regulatory protein 1-like. Gene Ontology annotation, cellular component: nucleoplasm; ribonucleoprotein complex. Gene Ontology annotation, biological process: regulation of RNA splicing. Gene Ontology annotation, molecular function: mRNA binding; 3'-5'-RNA exonuclease activity. The transcript is spliced from 13 exons. The record is from RefSeq and is a predicted model, not a curated record. Bases 312 to 2585 code for a protein of 757 amino acids. NCBI's taxonomy places the organism in Eukaryota, Metazoa, Mollusca, Bivalvia, Venerida, Veneridae.